Messenger RNA from Drosophila ananassae, 2215 nucleotides. RefSeq names its product solute carrier family 22 member 3. Gene Ontology annotation, cellular component: membrane. Gene Ontology annotation, biological process: transmembrane transport. The transcript has 6 exons. NCBI's taxonomy places the organism in Eukaryota, Metazoa, Arthropoda, Insecta, Diptera, Drosophilidae. Gene Ontology annotation, molecular function: transmembrane transporter activity. The record is from RefSeq and is a predicted model, not a curated record. The coding region runs from base 318 to 2027 and encodes 569 amino acids.
UACAAUGGCCCCUUGGUGUGACAACGCGGCAGUUUAUUCACCUGCCGGACGCAGUCGGUGUAGUUCUCGAGCUCACUUACUUAUGGUUACUUAAUACGGCAAUUAAAUCCCGGCUCUGUGGGCGUGCUAAGGUAAUUGAACGUGCGAAAAAGCCUCGAGUCUAGCCCCAGGGCAGACCGCACGACCAACCCCUCGCCGGGAAUAGCGUUGCCAAUUAAGAGCGACAAAAUGGGUCUUCGACCGCGCUUCUCCAAAGUCGGAGGCUGAGCCGCUGCUCAUUCACAAAUCGGCGCUUGGAGGCUUAGGAACCGAACAGAAUGCUGAAAUUGCAACCCAAGCUGGAGGUGGUUCAGGAGAAGCCAGAGUCCGGCCCGGAGGCCAAAGACAGCUUUCAAAAUGCAACUCAAGACAGCCAGCUGGAUAGUAUCAUAGUCCAGAUCGGUCAGUUUGGUCGCUUUCAGAUCUCCAACUACCUGCUACUCUGUUUGCCUAUAAUCUGCAAUGCCUUCUACUCCAUCUCCUACGUCUUUACGGCGGGGCAAGUGCCGCACAGAUGCAACAUUACCCAGUGCGACAGCUUGGAGACCGGCUACGACGAGCCCUUCCUCAACUUCACCACCCCGCAUCGCCACGGAACCUGGGAUCAGUGCGAGCACUACGCUGUGAUGCUUGAUGGGGAUUGGGGGAACGAAGCUGAGUGCAAUGCCAGCUGGUUCGAUGUGGGUCAGCGGGUUAGCUGUGAUGCGGGAUUUAAGCUGCAAAGCGACGAGAGCACGAUAGCCAGCGAGUUUGGCAUCUACUGCUCCGAUCAGUGGAAGCUGUCCAUGGUGGGGACUGUCAACAACAUUGGACAGUUUGUGGGCAUACCCCUGGGAGGAUACCUUUCGGAUCGAUAUGGCCGCAAGUCAAUAUUGGUUCUGGCUGGAGUCCUGAGCAGCUUUGCCGGGUUGGCUCGUUCACAUGCCCCGGACUACUACAGUUUCCUGGGCCUUGAGUUUCUGGACAUGGCCGUGGGCAGUACGCUCUUUCCCACUGCCUUUCUGCUGGCAGUGGAACUGGUGGGACCUAAGCGGCGCGUAAUAGCCGCCACCAUGAUCAGCCUGACCUAUGGGUUGGCAGAGGCGGGUUUGGGUUACCUGGCCAGUUACCUGCUUGACUGGAGAGUGCUGCUCCGGGUCCUCUACAUGCCCGCCCUGCUGCACCUGAUUUUUAUCUGCUUGCUCCCGGAGAGUGUGCGCUGGCUGCUCAGCCAAUCGAUGGAGCAAGAAGCCAAAGAAACCUUGAGGAGAGUGGCCAGGGUGAACCGGCGGUCCCUGUCGGAGCAGCAACUGAACGACUUGGUCCGCUCCAACCGUCAGGUGGAAGCCCAGUCCUCCGCUCCCGGUGGACACUACACAGUCAGACAGAUCGCCCAGGCCCUUGGGUGGCGCAUCGCCCUGUGCUGCUUCGUGUGGUUCACCCACACCUUUAUUUGUCUGGGCCUAAGCCUGAAUGCUGACCAGCUGAGUGGGAGCAAGUUCGAAAACUUCAGCAUCACGGGCCUUAUGCAGCUGCCGGGCAUCCUGAUGGCCACCACGCUGAUGCACCGCGUCGGUCGAAGGUGGGCACUCAGCUUCUCGCUGUUUAGCUGCGCGUCUCUGCUUCUGGCGGCGGCAGCCACGGAUGAAGUUUAUCCCCUGACAUCGUCACUCCUGUAUUUCCUGGCCAAGAUGACCUCCACGGGCAGCUUCAUGAUUGUGUACUUCUUCACCUCGGAGAUCUUCCCGACGAACUGCAGAAACAGCCUUCUUUCUUUCUGCUCCUCUGUGGGUCGCUUUGGAUCUAUGUUGGCUCCGCACACGCCUCUUCUGAUUGUCUACUAUCAGUACGCCCCUCACUUGCUCUUCGCCUUGUUUGGGUUUAUCUGCUCUAGCCUGGUGUUGAUCUUUCCGGAAACUACCAACAAAGUGCUGCCCACCACCUUGGAGGAGGCGCGUGCCCUGGACAGAAGCAUGCCGAGAGAGAAAGUUUGUAAGUCUGCUGCCUAAUUCAUAGUGCGAGGCUCCUCAGGUAUCGGAAAUCAGAGCUGCAGAACAAUGGUCGGGAAAGAAAGAAGUGUCCAGUCUUGAUGUACUGAAUAUCAUGUAAGAUUAUUUAAAAAAGUAUUGAGUAACUUUAAAAAUUCUCGAUUUAUAUCAAAAUGGAUAGUACUAUUAAAAAUUAAUUGUUCACAAUA